UACUGCAGGAAGAAUACCCAGUGAUGGAUACAGCCCUGAUAGAUACGAGGGACGACAGUGCCAUGCUUUUGGCAGAACAGAGCUCGCUGCUGGAUCCCUCAGUGUGCGGUGCUGCGGGGGACACGCUCACCUCUGACUCCUCAGUACUGGUGAACAAUCAAGGAUCACAUUAUCUGAAGGUGUACUUGCGAGUGCGGCCUUUUUCAAAGACAGAGCUUGCUAACAAUGAAUCCCAGGAUUGUGUAACAAUAGAAAACUCUGAGAUUGUGGCUCUCUGUGCUCCAAAAGACUCCUCUACGAUGAAAAAUUGUGAACGAGGCAUUGGGCAGUCAGUGCAUAAGUUUACUUUCACAAGGAUCUACGGAGAGGAAACGACACAGGAAGAAUUUUUUGAAGGCACCAUGAAAGACUUGGUGGUUUCUUUUGCUAACGGGCAGAAUGGACUUGUCUUCACUUAUGGUGUCACGAAUGCUGGAAAAACCUUUACAAUUCAAGGGACACCAAAAGAUAGAGGUAUUCUGCCUAGAUCACUGGACGUUGUCUUUGGUCAUAUUAGAGGUCGGCAGUAUGUCAAGAUGAAUCUAAAGCCGUAUCUUGGCAAUGAUAUUAUGAAACUGGAUCCUGCUCAAGUAAAGCAAGAAGAAGUCUUAAAAGCAGCUCUGUUUUCCAGUCUAAAAGAGGAUGGUAUGAAAACUCUUACUAGUUCUGGUAAUCUGCGAAGUCUGGUUUAUGAAGAUGCUUUAGCUGAUGAUCAAGGAUGUAGUGACCAAAAUCAGUUCUCUGCUUGGAUAUCUUUCUUUGAAAUCUACAAUGAAUAUGUGUAUGACUUACUGGACCAGUUCUCUACAUCAAAGAACCAAAAGAGGGCAACACUGAAGAUUUGUGAUGAUCAGUUAGGCACUUCUUAUGUGAAAGAUUUGAAGUGGUUUAAUAUCACUAGCCCAGAGGAAGCAUGUAAAAUACUGCAAAUUGGCAACAAGAAUCGAAGCUUGGCAUCAACCAAAAUGAAUCAGCAGUCAAGUAGAAGUCACAGUAUUUUUACCAUUCGACUUAUCAAGUUAAGCCAUGGUGAUGACCCUAGCGUUCUUGGCGUUUCAGAAAUGUCUUUGUGUGACUUGGCUGGAUCUGAACGUUGUAAUAAAACGCAAACUGUUGGUGAUCGGUUGAAAGAAGCUGGAAAUAUAAAUAACUCUCUUCUCAUCCUUGGCAAAUGCAUUGCAGGUCUGAAACGGAGCCAGAACCCAAAGAAAACUAGCUAUGUCCCAUUCAGGGAAAGCAAGCUCACAAGACUGUUUCAGCCCUUUUUCUGUGGAAAGGGAAAAGCCUGUAUGAUUGUGAAUAUCAAUCAGUGCGCAUCUACUUAUGAUGAAACGCUGCAUGUAAUGAAGUUCUCUGCUGUUGCUAAACAAGUUGUUCAGACAAUUCAACCUCGUAACUUUGAUUUUAUAAACCCAAGAAUUAUUGGGAAAGAUGGAAAGGUAAUGAUAGAAAUUGAUGCAAACCUCUCAAUGGAGGAUCUUCUCUCUGAGGAUGAAGAUGAAGUUGAUAUCUCAAUUCUAAGUGCUGAGGAUCUAUUGAGAAAAAUUGAAGAGCUAAAGGAGAAACUGCUGUCUGAAAGGCAAAGCAAACUGCUUCUUGAAAUGCAGAUCAGAAAAGAGAUGGGGGAAGCUAUGUAUCAACAGAUGGUACACCUUGAUGAGACUUGGAGUAAGCGACUUGAGGAUUUCAAAGAAACUACAGAGGAGCAACUGGAAAGUAGAUUAGAAAUGUACAAGAAAGCCAUCAAAAACCAUGCUUAUCGUCAAGCAGUGGAAGAACUUGAAGAGGAUUAUGUUCCACUAGAGGAGUUUCAGGCUGAACAAGAGAAAGUAGAGGAGAGAGAUCGAAGAAUAGAAAUACUGGAGUUGGCACUUGGCCUGUGUAAGAAGUCAGGCGGUAGUGAAAACAGCACAGAUUCCUCCUCUGAAGCCCUGAGUGCAUUGACCAAACGAUGUCAAGAUAGAGAAAAGAUCAUAAUUGGUCUGAAGGUGCAGAUACAAAACAUUAGGGAUGAAGCUGAUCUGAAUGGAAGAAGGCUAACUGAAGAAAAUGAAAUGUUGAAGCAGCAUUUGAAAGUCAACGAGCAGGAAAUUCGAGGACUCCAGAGCCUGGCAGAGAGAGCUAUUCAUCUAGAGGCUUCUGUAGCAGAACUUAAGGGACAGCUUGAUGAAAGUGGGAAGCUUAUGGAUGUUGGUGAACCAAAACCCAAAAGAGGCUUGUUCUCCAGCAUUAAAAAUACCAUGAGUGGUACUCCAAAACAGUCUAAAAGUGUAGAGAAAAGUGGGGAAACUACAGGCUUGGCUCGGAAAAAACCUCUGCUGGCUCGUAAAUGAGACUUUGAUUUAUCAAUUGAUAACUAUGAAUUUUAUCAAACUAUUUGUAUA
Molecule: messenger RNA, 2423 nt
Organism: Bufo bufo (common toad)
Lineage: Eukaryota; Metazoa; Chordata; Amphibia; Anura; Bufonidae
Product: kinesin-like protein KIF20A
Exons: 18
Coding region: 24-2372 (782 amino acids)
Biological process (GO): microtubule-based movement
Cellular component (GO): kinesin complex; nucleus; microtubule
Molecular function (GO): microtubule motor activity; ATP hydrolysis activity; ATP binding
Source: RefSeq, a predicted model, not a curated record